Talpa occidentalis (Iberian mole) is the source of this 2395-nucleotide messenger RNA. RefSeq names its product tRNA methyltransferase 2 homolog B (gene TRMT2B). The record is from RefSeq and is a predicted model, not a curated record. The transcript is spliced from 13 exons. Lineage: Eukaryota; Metazoa; Chordata; Mammalia; Eulipotyphla; Talpidae. Gene Ontology annotation, biological process: RNA processing. Bases 296 to 1801 code for a protein of 501 amino acids. Gene Ontology annotation, molecular function: tRNA (uracil(54)-C5)-methyltransferase activity, S-adenosyl methionine-dependent.
ACUAUAGGGCGGCGAGUGCUUUUGAGGAAGGUCUCUAGAGAAGAACGCCGGGCAAAGUAGGGCGGGGGCUCCCCAAACCUGCAGCGCGGACCUGGGGGAGCCCCUGGUUUCGCCGCACCUGCCCGAGGCUAGCUGCCGGCGCGUAGCGAAUCGAGGCGCCCUGCGCACCAGGAAGUGACUCCCCUACGGCUGCGAUCCGGGCCCUUCCCUGGUCUUAUUGUUUGCCCACUCAGGUGAAUCAUAGUGUUUCUGUGAAUGACAGGCAUUAAGAGAAGAGCCUGGUGCACAGCCUGAGAUGUUUCCUCUCCAGGGUGGGUCUCUUCUCCAAACCAGGAUUGCUUCCUUGAUGUAUCAGAAAAGCACCAGGUUGAUCACAGCCUUUUUGGGCUCAGCAUACAAGGGAAGCUUCAUCCAUGUGAUAACCAAGAAGUGUCAACAAGAACAAAAAAGUCAGAAGAAACUGAGUCAUCUUGGACCACCAAGUGAAUCCUGGCAGGAAAGGCUGGCUGAUGUGGUGACACCACUUUGGAGGCUGAGCUAUGAAGAACAACUGAAGGUGAAAUUUGAAGCUCAGAAGAAGACUUUACAAAGGCUGGAGUCUUACCUCCAAAUGCAUUAUGCAGUCAAUGUGACCACAGAUGCCCCCAGAUCCCAGGGGCUCUGUUGUCUUCUCCAUCCCAUUAUACCUUCUCCUGUCAUCAAUGGUUACCGAAAUAAGUCUACCUUCUCUGUGAACAGAGGUCCAGAUGGCAAUCCAAAGACUGUGGGAUACUACCUGGGAACUUGGAGAGACCGAAACAUUGUCUGUGUGCAGUCUAGUCAUCUGAAAAACAUUCCUGAGAAACACAAUCAAGUGGCACAGUGCUAUGAAGUACUCCUUCGACAGUCCCCAAUGGAGCCCUGCCUUCAGUUUCAUGAAGGUGGGUACUGGCGUGAGCUCACAGUGCGAACCAAUAGCCAAGGGCACACAAUGGCCAUCAUCACUUUCCAUCCCCAGCAAUUAAGGCAGGAGGAGCUCUGUGUCCAGAAGGAGAUUGUAAAGGAGUUUUUCACCAAAGGGCCAGGAGCAGUCUGUGACUUGACUUCACUUUACUUCCAGGAAAGCACCAUGACCCGUUGUAGCCAUCAGCAGUCCCCUUACCAGCUCCUAUUUGGGGAACCCCACAUCUUUGAAGAUCUCCUGGGCUUGAAGAUCCGCAUCUCUCCAGAUGCCUUUUUCCAAGUUAACACUGCUGGUGCAGAGAUGCUGUAUCAGACUGUGGGGGAACUGAGUGGCGUGGACUCCAACACCAUCCUCCUUGACAUCUGCUGUGGAACUGGUGUGAUCGGCCUCUCUCUGGCUCAGCGCACGUCCCGAGUCCUUGGGGUUGAGUUGCUGGAGCAGGCAGUAGAGGAUGCCAGGUGGUCCGCAGCCUUCAAUGGCAUCACCAACUGUGAAUUCCACACUGGUCGAGCAGAGAAGAUUCUGCCACAAAUACUCAAGUCCAAGGGUGACGGGCAGGUCAUUACUGCUGUGGUGAACCCAGCCCGGGCUGGACUACGUAAGGAUGAAUGGCUUUCCUGCUGCAGAACUAAUCACCGGGUGGUUCAAGCCAUUCGAAACUGCAGGGCUAUCCGCACACUAGUUUUUGUUUCCUGCAAGACCCAUGGUGAAACCACAAGGAACAUCAUUGAGCUGUGCUGUCCUUCAAACUCUACUAAGAAGCUUCUAGGCGAGCCUUUCAUACUGAGACAAGCUGUGCCUGUGGAUCUGUUCCCCCACACUCCACACUGUGAACUGGUGCUCCUCUUCACUCGAUAAGCAACCUCCUACAAGGCUUCAGGCUCUUUGUUCAGGCUGAAGUUUCAGUAAAUCCCAGGUCUGGCAUAUUGCUACUCUGCAGACCCUGAGAGCAUUGCCUGGGAAACCAGUCUUUGGAUCACGAGCAGAAAGAAUAUAGUAGGCUAUUUUAAGCGAGUUUCUAAUCUUAGUUUUCACGUUCCCUUGCUUUCAUGUGUGUUUCCCUGGUUUGCACCACUACUUGGCCCUGGAUCUAGACGGCUUCUUUCUUUUGCUAUCAACUUAUUGUGCCCUUGGUCCUAGUUUAUUGUCUUACCUUUCUGACUCUGCCUGUGCUGGGCUGACAACAGAGCUUUCCUCACCAGCUGGUAAUACUUUCGCAUGGAUUAGGAUCUCCAUAUUUGCCCAGAGAUUUUACUAGAGCUGUUCCCAGUUCAUGAGGUAGCCAAGGGUUGGAACUAGAAACAAGUUUAGCUGUUUAAAUUGGCAGAAUAAGCUAUAAAGUGAUUGCAGGUGACUCUGUGAGCACAGUAGAGCUUUAUUCCUUUGGGCUUUUGAGACUUUGAGGCUUCUAGAAUCUCCUUUAAAAAGUAGUUACUCCGGGCCUCCCCGGUG